CCGGUCUUUCGUCUCAGCGUUCGGCAGCUGUUGGCAGGAAGGAACUGGUCUGGUCUUACUCGCCGGGCUUGUGCCCCUGGCUCUCCCGCUCGGAGCUGCUCCAACUGGCUUUGCCCCCGGGCUUGUAGUGAAACGCAGAGUGUUCUUCCCCAGCAUUUGGACUCCUACAGCCCCCAAGGCCGGAUCCCCACAGCCUUCCAGGUCCUAGAUCCCGGCAGACGCUGAGCCAUGGCUUCCAUGGGGCUGCAGGUGAUGGGUAUCGCUCUGGCUGUGCUGGGCUGGCUGGGCGCCAUACUGAGCUGCGCUCUGCCCAUGUGGCGCGUGACGGCCUUCAUCGGCAGCAACAUCGUCACGUCGCAGACCAUCUGGGAGGGCCUGUGGAUGAACUGCGUGGUGCAGAGCACGGGCCAGAUGCAGUGCAAGGUGUACGACUCGCUGCUGGCGCUGCCACAGGACCUGCAGGCGGCCCGCGCCCUCAUCGUCAUCUGCAUCAUCUUGGCCGUGCUGGGCGUGCUGCUGUCGGUGGUGGGCGGCAAGUGCACUAACUGCGUGGAGGAUGAGAGCGCCAAGGCCAAGACCAUGAUUGUGGCCGGCGUGGUGUUCCUGCUGGCCGGCCUGCUGGUGAUGGUGCCCGUGUCCUGGACGGCCCACAAUGUCAUCCGCGACUUCUACAACCCACUGGUGGCCUCUGGCCAGAAGCGGGAGAUGGGAGCCUCGCUCUACAUCGGCUGGGCUGCCGCUGGUCUGCUGAUGCUCGGUGGGGGCCUGCUUUGCUGCAACUGCCCACCCCGUAACGACAAGCCCUAUUCGGCCAAGUACUCUGCCGCCCGCUCCGCCCCAGCCAGCAACUACGUGUAAGGUGCUACUGUUGACUCUUUUCCUUUCACCUUUGUUUCUCCCUGGACUGAGCUGUGACCUGCAAUCUAUGACCCCGGGAUGGCCCUGCCACAGCCACAGGCUCCUGGUGGCUGGGCAAGCAGGGACUGAGCCAGGCCAUUGGCUGGCAGCCCUCAGCCCCUUCUGGCCCUCUCAGGCACCUUCCCAAGACCACCUCCAACGCUAGCAAGGAUGGAUGGAAAGAGACUCCUGUAUCACUCUCCUCUGAAUAACUAUGGAUACAGGGGGCUGGCUCCUGCUGGCCGGGACAGCUCAGCUCUGACUUUGCUUGGGCUCUGCCUCUGAGUGGGUGCCCAGUGGACGACGGGACCAUGCCCAUGUUGCCCACUGUCCCCUUCUGUGAUCUUCCCCACUCCUUCAGCCAGCAUCCUCUGGGUGGAUCAGCGAGCACUUGGGCUGUGCCUAGCCCAAGGAAACCUGUGGCCACGAGAAUGGCUGCCUUGCUCACCCACCUGCCCGUGGAGCACAGUUGCUGAGCACAGAGUGGACGGACAGGUUUAGAGGGGAGGGGCGGAGAUGCCACAAACUGGUUUGGGUAGUGGUGGGGGAGGGGGUCAGAGAGGCAGCCGAGGCUGCCCGCACCCCUUCCAGCCCCCACCCCGCCUCCUCAGGGAUCUGCCUCUGCAGCCUCAGCAGAAGGACCCCGAGGCCCCCUGAGACUGGCCACCUCUGGGUCCUCCACCCCUGCCAAGGUCAUUGGUCAGCCUGGGGAGGGCAGGGGAACGGUCUGUCUCUGGCCCUCAACCCAGGAAGUCCUGGGCUUUUCCUUGUCUCCUAUGUGGUUUCUGUUUUGUAAUUUAAACUAUUUGUCACGGUAAUUGCUAUUAUUUUCUACAAUAAAUGGGACCUGUGCACAGGAA
This is a messenger RNA of Vicugna pacos (alpaca), 1757 nucleotides long. RefSeq names its product claudin 4 (gene CLDN4). The record is from RefSeq and is a predicted model, not a curated record. NCBI's taxonomy places the organism in Eukaryota, Metazoa, Chordata, Mammalia, Artiodactyla, Camelidae. Gene Ontology annotation, cellular component: bicellular tight junction; membrane. Gene Ontology annotation, molecular function: structural molecule activity.